Molecule: messenger RNA, 5150 nt
Organism: Dreissena polymorpha
Lineage: Eukaryota; Metazoa; Mollusca; Bivalvia; Myida; Dreissenidae
Product: xyloside xylosyltransferase 1-like
Exons: 2
Coding region: 181-1302 (373 amino acids)
Molecular function (GO): UDP-xylosyltransferase activity
Source: RefSeq, a predicted model, not a curated record
UCUGCCAUAGUAACAUAAUUUCAUACUUACUUUAAAUACCGAAAUGGACCGCUUAUUAAGUUUGAUGCCACAUAAACUCCGGUCAUCCUAAAUACCACCAAGGAUCUCCGGAUGGAUAUGGGAUAAUUCAAAUAUCAGCAUAUUAAAGGCAUUGCUCGCAUAUCCGCUUUCACUUUCACAAUGGGGUUGUUAAGGAUGGCUUUUAAACUGAUAAAUUCUUCAAAAAUACUCCAGGUCUUGUGUUUACUAAUAGUUAUACUUGGGGUAUACUGUUUCUACAACUAUGCAAGUUCUCCUAAAAUUUCUGGCCUUAGAAAUAUGCAAGAAUCUAUGAAACCAAAUGAAAAUUUUAAGACAAAUGAUCACAAAAUAAUUUCGGAAUCUAAGACUAAAUCAGAGAAAGACACAGGCGUUGAAAAGAGACAUGAUGUGAUGAUCACUUUCACCAAAGCUGAGAGUAACCCAGGUCUUCAAGAUAAAUUUAAAACAACUGUGCGAUCAAUGUUCAGAUUUGCGCGACGACCUGUGAAUCUUCAUAUUUUGGGAGAUGAAAAAAGCAAGGAGAUUGCCAGAUCUAUUCUUCUGGAGGUGGCAGAUUCCAGCAAAUACCAGCUUCAACAUCUGGAUAUUGAUUCAAUCACCAGACAAGUGCAUGAAAUAGUUUCCGAUAUGCAGAAGUUCUUCAGCUAUCAGCCUGGGGCAUACUACAGUGACGCCCUCUUCUUCCUCUCCAUAGUUAUACACAGAGUCCUUCCACAACUGCACCGAGUGGUCAUGCUGGAUUCAGAUCUGAAAUUUAAUGCUGAUGUUGCAGAAUUGUUCACGCAUUUUGAUAAGUUUUCAAGCAGCAACAUUAUGGGCAUAGCAAACGAUGCUCAGCCCGUGUAUCGGCAUAACUUUCAUAUGUACAGAAACAAGGUCAAGGACACAAUGGUAGGCGGGCCUCCACCUAAUGGAACCACAGGCUUUAACAGCGGAGUUCUCCUGCUUGAUUUAGACAAGAUGAGAGCGUCACAGCUCUAUAACUCUCUCAUAUCAUCUCAGGUUGUAGAGAAUCUGUCACAGAAAUAUAUGUUUAAAGGUCACCUGGGAGAUCAAGACUUCUACACACUGAUAUCUGUGGAGCACAUGGAGUUGUUCUACGUGUUACCAUGCACAUGGAACAGGCAGCUCUGCACAUGGUGGAAAGAUAAUGGCUACGCUGACGUGUUUGAUCAGUAUUUUACCUGCGAGGGACACAUCAACAUAUACCACGGAAACUGUAAUACACAAAUCCCCAAGCUUGAGUGGGAGACCAAUUAGAGGGAGGGUGGUUUUCUUGUAUUCUGGGAGAAAUAUUUUGAGGCUUGAGCAUACUUUUUUACCUGAUAUUGUUUGUGUUUUUUACUAUUUUGGGAAUUGGGCCAGGAACCUUUGCUUUUGAAAAUUGAGUUGUUUUGACUAAAAUUGGUGUGGUUUGUUAUAAAAUGGAGAAUAAAAGGCAAAAGUGAUUUAAAUGUUAUAAUUACUUAAGUGUAAUUACUUGAGCUGAAUAGGGAGAUGGACCUAAUAUUCUGAUUAAUAAAUAUUAUUGUUUUUAAACCUUCCAUCAGGAAUUUCUGGCAGCAAUUAAGGAAAAAUAUAUACUAUUGAGCUUGGGAAUGCGGCCUAAUUUUUGCCCCAAAAUUGACACACAAAAACAUUGCUGAAUCCCCAAAUGAACGCUUCCCCUGUUCAUUUCUAAAAAAUUAUCAUAGCUUAUUUUUUGUUUAAGUUUAAUAUUCAAUGAAAAUACAUGCUCUUUAUAAAUAGUUAGCUAAAAUGUUUGCACGUGCAGCUACAGAAUCAUUUUUUUUCCUGGUUGUGGUAUGUAUUAAUUAUUAUGCCUAUGGCUGUAUUUUGAAUUUAUUGAACAUCUUCCAUUAGGAAAAUAUAAGGCUCCCACCGGCAUUGAUUAUGGUAGUCUUAAUACGAACUAUUCAAGUUAUAUAUAUUUUUAUAGUCAGGCUAUUGGAUUUUUUUUAAUACUAUAUCUGUUUCUAUGCAAGGACAUGUAUAUAGGUUAUUUGAUUAAAAAUUGCACCAUGAAGACUGUUAUGGUAUACACAGUGUUUGAUACAGAAAUGUACGGUAAAUUCAACAGUUUCUUGGUCUACACUUGAAUCAAAUUUUAUGUGACAUGAAAUUUAUCAGACAAAAUAUGUUAUCAGUAUGUACAGCUGUAUACUGUAUGUAUUCUUUAUGGAUCUGUGAUAAACAUGUGCUUCCUGUCAUCUUAAGGAAGGGUGUAGACUUGAAAGAAUGUAUAUUAUUUGUUUCACGCAUGGCUCUAUGGGUACCUUAUAACACGAGCUCUUACUUUGUUUAAAUUGUUGAUUGAGACCUAUUAGCUUUUUUAAUAUGUCAGAAUCAUAUCCACAAUAAAGUUUUUACAUUCAAUCAAUUAAUUAAUAAACACUAAUAUUUUUAUAUUUCAGACUAUUAAUCAAGUUCAUUACGGUAAAUAGUUUGCAUCCUCUUUUAUCAAAUAAAUAGUUAACCCAUUUACACCUAGUGGACUCUCCCAUCCUUCUAAAUUGGAUAAAUUUAUUUCCAAAAUUAGGGAUGUCUAGUAUAUUUAUUUCUAUAUUUAGAAUAUUUCUUACAGAAAUUCCUUUAAGCAUACAGCGCAGACCCAGAUGAGACGCCGCAUGAUGCGCCGUCUCAUCUGGGUCUACGCUGUUUUCCAAGGCCUUCUUUCUAGACACUAGGCAUAAAUGGGUUAAUCAAAAAUUAGAUGUAACAUGUAUUUUAUUGGACAAAAUAUAUAAUCAAGAUUGUACAGCUGUAUACUGUAUGUAUUCAUUAUGGAUCUGUGAUAAACAUGUGCUUCCUGUCAUCUUAAGGAAGAGUGUAGACUUGAAAGAAUGUAUAUUAUUCUUUGGACACAAAUUCUUUACUUCCAACCACGAAAUCCAGGACAAUUACUGGUUUUAAAGUUUUCUAAUACAUGUAUACAUACAUUAUCAAUUAACUAAAUACAUCUUAUAAUUAUUGUUUUAUGUAAAAAAUAAGUGUUUUAGGUCGUAUAAUAUUAUGUAAUAUUUUUUAUAAUAAAUACUAAAUCUGAAUGUAGAAAUGAGACAAAGCAAGAAAUGAAAUUGAACGUUGCUAUUUAUUUAAUGCAUGUUUGCGGUUUCAAAAAUUGGUGCGCCACUCUUGAAUAUAUAUAUUUCUCCAUUCCCUUGUGAAUAAAAAUCAAUUAUCCACCCAAACCAACAAAAAUCCUGAAUUUAUAAUAUGUUAUCAGCAUUGUCCAUUGGCUAUGUAGUAUGUGCUUUUAGUAUUCCAGCUCUAAACAUUUUCUUUUGGCCAUGUAGCAUGUUCUUGAAGCAUUCAAGAACUAAACAUUUAUGUUUGUUUAUAGUUAUAUGCUUGUAUUCAAUUUUCCAGCUUUUGCAACAAUAUUUGAUAAAAUUUACGGGCGUUUUUUUCCACUUCUAAAAUUGUUAGAUCUUCAAAUAUUUAAGACUAAGCUACCUGUGGAAUUAAUCUUAUUGUCUAUUACCAGCAAUAUUAACAUAGGUUAACAUAGGUACUUUGUUAUAGACAGUACACUCUAAACUAUGUUAUCUAAAUAGGUACUUUGUUAAGCAGUACACCAUCAAGUAUGUCAACUAGCCCAUGAUGUUAUUGUUCUUGGAUCUGUCUUUGUUUUAACCUCACAAGUAUUCUGCAUUGAUUUUCAGCUAUUGAUUUAUUCAGAUACAUGACUGUUAAUUAUACUUAAGCAAGCUGUUACGGUAGCAUUUGUUAACUCAAUUGUUGAGAUUUAAAAGUCAUUAUAUAUGAAGGAUUGAGUUUGAACCAGUUGUAACAUCUUGUUAUCAUUGUCCGUCCGUCCGUCCGAAGCCAUAUCUUGGAAGUGCUUUGGCGGAUUUCAUUGAAACUUGGUAUAAGCAUAUAUAUGGAUAAGAGGAUGAUGCACGCCAAAUUUCAUUGUACACCAUCUGUUAAUAACGGAGUUAUGGCCCUUUGUUUCUUGAAAAAAUGCUUUUUGAUAUAAGCUUAGAGCUUUAUCUCCAUUAACACAUGACCCAGAGCCAUGAAACUUGCCAUAGUUGUUCUCAAUCAUCUGGGGGUGCUUCACAUUCAACACUCAUAAUCCUAGGGGCUAAGGUCAAGGUCACACAUUAAGGUCAAAGGGCGUCCAGGAAACUUUUGUUUCAAUAAGCAUAUUGGCGAGGGAUAUCAAUUCAACGAAUUUGCUUGUUAUUCACAAAUACGAGUUGUGCUCUGGGAAAAAAGGAUUUGAUGCAUGUGUGUAAAGUGUUGUCUCAGAUUAGCCUGUGCAUUCAGAACAGGCUACAGAUUAGCCUGUGCAUUCAGAACAGGCUAAUCAGGGAAGACACUUUCCAUUUUUAUGGAAUUUUUCAUUGAAGUCUCUUAUAACUGAAAAAAAUGGUCUGGGCAGAAAGUGCUUUCCCAUAUUAGCCUGUACAGACUGCACAGGCUAUUCUGGGACGAAACGUUACAUCCAUGCAUAUAGCUCGGUUCUCUCAAAACGUUGCAAGUAUGAUACGGUAACCAGUCUUUUGCUCAACCAUUUAUACAUUGAUCUGAAUGAUUUUAUUUUUUAACCACACUGAAGGAGUUAUAAAGGACAUAAAUUAUUAGAGGUGCAUGACCACCAUGUUAUGACGUCUUUUUCUGGUUGCAUAUGACAUACAGAAGGCACAAUUCAGAAAAGUAAAGCAUCAAAAUCAUGCAUAGGAUUCAAAUGUGUAGUGUGGAAUAAUUAAUUUUCAAUUGUGCUCAAACAGUCUUACCUAUGAUAUGAUCUGUCAUAUUAAUACAUUUGAGCGGUUCUUUGUGAAAAGGGGGUUUAAUUCAUGUGCGUAAAGUCUUGUCGUCGAUUAGUCCACACAGGCUAAUCAGGGACGACACUUUCCCCUUUUAUGAUAUUUUUCUUUUAAAGAAAAUCUCUUCUUAGCAAAAAUCCAGUUUAGGCGGAAAGUGUUGUACCAGAUUAGCCUGUGCAAACUUCACAGGCUAACCUGGGAAGACACUUUACGCACAUGCAUUAAACCCCCUUUUCACGGAGUGCGGCUAAUUUAGUAUUCCGUUUUGUGUUGUUUGGUUUAAAAAAUGAUACAUACAAUUUAUUUGAAUAAACAUAUACUGAUAUUUUA